UCGUCAAACUUUCGCUAACUUCUCGAAGUUAUGGGAGAGGGGAAGAGAAAAAAAGAAAAAUUUGCUUUCAAAGAAAAAACAAGAAAAAAAAUAUCUUUUCACUCUAUUAUUGCAUAGAAGCCUGAAUGAAAAACACCUGUGCCACUAAACUUGUUUGCGCUUCAUCUCUUAACCGCAAACACGUGUAGUUCUCGCGACGUAUUACGAACCAAGAACGAUGUGUACGUAUCUAAAAGUAGAGAAAGGGAGAAAGAGAGAAAGAGAAAGAGAGAGAGUGAAAGAUAGUAAGAUAGAAAGGACGAAGUUCAAUUUUUCAUUGUGCAAUUUGAUGACAUUGCAUUCAAUCGAUUUAAAAAAAAGAAAUAUGAUCAUUUUCAGAUAUGGAAAAAGCUACGGUCGUUGUGAUAAUAUUAUUACUAGCUAUAGUGACAACCAACGGACUAGAGAUCAAAUAUCUCCGUGGAAUAUCUCUCGAUGAUGCGGAAAAACAAGCGAUGGUUGACAAGGGAACCAAUCGUGCCCUUUGGGACAAUGUUAAUCCGAAUUUGAUUGAACAAAGUUCAUCACGUGAAGAUGAAAACAAAAAAGAUCGUAAAAGCUUCGAUUUGGAACAACCUUCAAACACCGUAAUUGGGGAAACCGAUCUAACGAAAAAGAAUUCAAACAUGGAUAAAUCGAUUCUACAAAGAUCAAAGCGUCCGAGUUUGAAGAUAUCAUUUGGUCUUUCGUCAGAGUGCAACAGAUCAACACGGAAAUGUAAUACUCGGAAAUAUCGUAGGCAAAUCGAGAAAUGGUCGAUUCCACAGCCGUUCUAUGUCGACGAACCGAGAUGGGUCGAAAUCGAGCUCGAUUAUGAAGAGAAUUUACCAUAUUAUUUCAAUAACGAGAAGGACUCGUUUUUCGUGACGCGUGGAAAAAAAAUCUUUAGGCCGAAGAUCGAAGAGCAUGCGUUUUCUAAAGCGAACAAUCGCGAGAAGUUUCUCGAAAAAUCGAACGAAGAGUCCACUGAAGACACCAAGAUCAAGAGAAACGAAUCGAAAAGGAAGGAAGAGAGAAGGAAGGCUGUAGAAUUGGGUAGUCGUCAAUUGGAAGAGUUGAUACGUAAUUUUGAGAAAACAGAGGAACCAUUCGUUCUAACACGAGGAAAGAAACUUUACGUUCAGAAUCGUGAGUAUUCGACCUUAGACGAAAAUUUGAAAAAAGAGACAUUAGAAACAAGAUUACUCGAGAAAAUAAAAAAACGUUCGGUGAUCAAUGGACCUACGUAUUACAUGACUAUGAUUAAUAAAAAUACAAGUUCUUUUCUAAAUGGGAUGAACAACGUGACCUUAUCCAAAGAACAACAACGUUUGCGAACGAAAAAAAAUUCUUGCGGCCAUUUAAUCUGUACCGUUGAUGAUUACAAAAAGAUACAUCGGAUGAAAAACCUCGAAAGGGCUAUUUUGGAUUCCGGUUACGUCGAACAAAGGGACAAACAUUCGAACAUUUACGACAUAUUCGAGGAACCAUUCGUCAUUUCCAAAAGCAAAAAGAAAUCAAAGAAUAUAGAUCAACGGAAAUUCAGAAUGGCACCGAUCGAUUAUGAUGAAUCAUUGAAUUCUCUCGACAUUGCUAAACAAAUUUUUCAACGAUUGAUAGAUUCUAGAAUAUGCAAUACAGAACAAUGCAAAGAUAUUACGAAAUUUAUCAUGGAAAAUGAUACGAUUAUGACUGACAAAGAUCGUAGAAAUAUUCUUGACGAAUUACUCAGAAAAUACGAUCCGUUUUACGUCGUUAAUGGUAAGAGAAUCUAUUCGAGUAAUUCAUUAGAAGAAGAUCGGCUUAAAUUCAAAGUGGAUUAACGUAAUGAACUCUCUGCAAAAGGGUGUUUAUCUUACAACAUUAAAAACAUUGAUAAACGGUACACUCGCAAAUGAGAUUCUAGCUCGAAUAUUAAUAUUUGUUUUAUGUCUUCUUAUUAUUUUUUUUUAUUUUUAUAUUUUCUUAUAUUUUUGUUUUUUAUAUCUUUUAUAUAUAUAUUUUUUUAUUUCUUUUUUAUUUUUUUAAAAGAUAUUCAAGCAAUGUGGGCAAAGGCAUACGAUGAUUUCGGUGACAUUUCUGACCAAUGUGUGAACAUUAUAGUAGAAAAGUAUACACGACUGUCACGAAAAGAUUGUAAAAAUAAGAAUAAAUAAGUA
Messenger RNA from Vespula pensylvanica (western yellowjacket), 2177 nucleotides. RefSeq lists its product as uncharacterized. The record is from RefSeq and is a predicted model, not a curated record. The coding region runs from base 381 to 1841 and encodes 486 amino acids. NCBI's taxonomy places the organism in Eukaryota, Metazoa, Arthropoda, Insecta, Hymenoptera, Vespidae. The transcript has 3 exons.